Molecule: messenger RNA, 1973 nt
Organism: Bolinopsis microptera
Lineage: Eukaryota; Metazoa; Ctenophora; Tentaculata; Lobata; Bolinopsidae
Product: arrestin domain-containing protein 1-like
Exons: 2
Coding region: 75-1508 (477 amino acids)
Biological process (GO): protein transport
Cellular component (GO): cytoplasm
Source: RefSeq, a predicted model, not a curated record
AUACAACCUGUAUUUUACCAUACCCUUAUCAAUUGUACAAUCUAGCGAUUCUUAGAUUCCUUGUUCUUCAGUUGAUGGGAAUUGAUAACUUUGCUAUUCGUCUCAACAAACCCUCUGGAGUCUACUACGCAGGAGAAACACUAUCAGGAAAUGUGCAAUUCAUAACUACAAAACCGUAUAAUUCAGAUGGAGUGUUUAUCAAAUAUAUUGGUAGAGCUGAUGUAAACUGGACGGAGGGCUACAAAGGCAAUACUGACAACAGAAGUGGACCUGGUCAGGAAGCUGCCGUUCCUUACGAAGCAUAUGAAGUCUACAUCGACAAAUUGGAGUUGCUGUACUCACCUCCGGACGGCAAACUAACAGCCAACAAAUACUCCCUGCCUUUCUCCAUAAAGCUUCCACCGCACAUACCAAGUUCAUUUACCGGCUCAGUUGGUAAGAUAGUGUACCAGGUUAGGGCAGAUGUCCACCUCAGUGGGAUACACACAGCAGCAAGUGUAACUCUCCCCUUCACUGUUCUAGGUGUCAAGGAUCUCAAGUUUGAGGUCCACCUUCAUAACCCUGUUGCAAUGAGCAACAACAAGACAUUUAGUACGAUGUACCACGACAAGUCACUUGGAGCAGUGUCGGUCUGGAGAAAGUCGAAGCCCAUUAUUGCCCAUCUCAGCAUUAACAAGCAGGGGUUUGUCUCCGGUGAGGAUAUCCUAGUGUCUGGUGUUAUAAAUAAUGAGAGUGACGUGGAUAUCAAAGAGUGUGAACUAAAACUGAUAGAAACCGCUCAGUAUCGGGUGGGAGGCGGCAAAAAAAGUGAGAAAAUCACAGCAUAUAAAUGUACCCAGCCGGCUAUAGACAAGGAAUCAAAAGCAAUUUGGGAUAACGUUCCAAUUACUGUUCCUUGCAUUCCACCAUCAGGUCUGGAUGGUUGCAGUAUCAUCACCAAUUCUUACUCCGUGUUGAUACGCAUUAUUCCUUGCGGAGUACAUUUUGCUCUUGAACUGUCAUGUGACAUCACCAUAGGAACCAUUCCUUUCCAAGAGGAAACAGUUUCACUUCCAAUACCUCCACCCUCCGAAGCAGGAUACGCACAUUUAACAACCCCAGAAGCAAGUAAAGAUGGGUAUGAUCCUGCUCCACCAGGCCUCCCAAGUGGUUACCCUGCUCCCCUCUCCAAGUCAUUACCGCCACUGCCGGUGCCUGUACCGUCACGACCACUGUCUUUACCACCUCUGCCAGGAUCUAAGGUGUUUAAGGUAAAUCGUAAUGCACAAAGGUCUAGUGAGUCAGCUCAAACGGAAGGUUCUCGAGAGAAAACCCCCAUCCCUGGUGCACUGAUUGUUCCCUCUGCAUAUGUGUACCUUAGGGGUGUCAAACUUAGGGGUGUCAACAAACCAAAAUCAUAUCAGUCAAUCCACAAAACCUCUACAAAUAAACGGGAUGAGGACGAUGAUCAGGCGAGUUAUGUCUCUGAAUACAACAAUUCUCCAAGGUCUAUCCGGACUUUUUGUUAACACUGCAGUGUAACAGCAUGUUGGUCGUCAGUAAGUGCAGUGUGUGAUAUCACUGCGUUGCUGUGAUAUAUGUAGCUUGAGAUAUAUCUUGGUGUUAUAUUGUGUUAUCCAUCCAGAAGGACAGCAGAUCACCAGAUGGUCUGCGAGGAAAGACCUGAAAUGUUUUUUCAAAUGUUGAUGGGAGAAACAUUGAACUGCGAGGAAAUUUAAAUCUUUCUGGAUGUGGGAUUGUGUUACCUCGAGUCUAACUUAUAUAUCGUUGACCCUAACAGAGUGCCCUGCCUUGAAUGAUGAAUUAGUAAAUAACUUUAAAAGUUUGACUCGAUAUCUCAAAUCAUGGCCCGUUAUUACAGUUUCAAGAUCUGAUGUUCAGAUAGAUUUAAGAAUUCAUGUUAUUAUACCGGCAGUUUAUCAACAGAAUCUUUACAAAAAUGAAUUGUGAAUUUAUUCUUGUUUUUGUCUGAC